AUGAAGGAAUAUAUCGCAAGGGUUAUACAGAACGAGUAUGGCCCGGAAAGACUAAAGGGACUCUUAGAUCUAAAGACACAGGACAUCCAAGAGAGACUUAAGCAAGGCGAGGACGUCAAGUCCACCAUCUUUCACGGUCUCUUGGACGAUUUAGUGGCUCUAAUAUCCUCAAAAAAUGCGGAAAAUGUGCAUAGAGGAUGUCUGAUUCUUGGCUUUGUCACGGGAAUAGAAUCAAUGCGUGAGUCCUGCGGUCAAAAGCGGGAUGACCACUCACUAUCAUUCUUUGAAGGUGCUGUUGGUGCAAUUUUGGGGGCUCUGGAUGCGUUCAAGGAAUCGGGGCUCUCGGUGAUGCAUAGACUGUGGGAAGUGCUAGAAGUCGUUGUCCUGUUUUUAACCGGUCCAUCUGCGGCUGGAAAGGCUCCCGGUCCUGCCAAAAUCAACGGAGUAGCCACGAGCAGCUCCACAAGUUCGACCGGAACUAAUCGCGCAAAUAAACGUCUAAUGACCACGAUUUUCAGCUCCAUUAGCAAGUUCAAUGAGGACUCUGAAGGCGUUUUAUUGCUGGUUAUGCAGUGGCUGCUCUCCACCAGGACGUUUGAUUCCAAGAGGAAUGAGGAUGUAGUCUAUGUCGCACAGCUCAAUAGGCUUCACAUGGCGUUAAAAGAUGGGAUUAGCAGAGGUGGAUCAUUGCUAAUUCUGGAAAACUUGAGUAAACUGGCAAAGCGUAAUGAGACUGUGAUUCCACUCUUUGUAUCCGCGCGCAUUAAAUACAUGAACGAUGAAAUAAACACUGGAGGGGAUGCAGUCCCGUUUAGACUUGAGAGGACGCUGGAGCUAUUGACGCUCCUCCUAGAAAAGAGCAGCUCCAGUGGAGGCAUACUAGUGCCACUAAAUGAGCUCUGGAAGGUACUCCAUCGGGUUUUGGCGUUUGGAAACCAUCGUAAUUUGGUAAAGAAGACAAUGGAGCUCAUAUCCGUCCUCGGCCAUUACAUGGGAACUGACUUACUCUUGGUCAAUAUCUCAUUUGUGGCCAGUCUACUUAAUACUCACUUUAGGUUUGUUGUAUGUUAUCUAAAGAAUGUUUCUAGGACUGAAGAUGACGUUGCGCUCUAUGGAAACUUUGUCGCAGAGACGGUUGCUGAUCUCAGGACAAUUUGCCCAGAUUUGCAUCUUGCGCUGGAUCCGCUCUAUAAAUCCUCAAGGUCCAUAGUACAAGAUUUUUCAAAGGAUCAAGAUGCAAAUUUAGACGCAUUGAUAAAUGCAAUAAGCAUACAAAGUACCCUAGUCGGCUCAUCGGUUGGUGCUCAAGUCGAAGCUUUAAUCGCAAAUGUUGUCAAGUAUCCUCUAGAAGAAAAUCGCAAUUUUGUUGAAUCUGUUUUAUCCCUUGUAGAAAAUCACCUCAGUACCUGUAAGUUUACUCUGGUCCACGCACAGCAUUCUGCAGGUUGCUCAAACCAUCCCGCAUUUCUCCGCGAAGUUUUGCAUGUCCUGUUGAAAUGGGAAGAAGCAGCUCCUCGUUACACAAACAAGAGCUUGAGUUCUAUAAUAAAGACGAUCAAGAAACGUCUAAAUACUGUAGGUGAUUCCGUAUCCUCUGAGCCAAACUUUGAGGAAUAUGCGAAAAUCCUCAAAGAACACUUUGACCGAGAGAUGGCUGCGUUCAGGGCAGAGCCACUUUCUUCUAUUCCAAACGCUAAAGUGGAGAGCCCCGUUGUGGACACUGUGCAAAAGAUGGGAGAAGAGGAUAAAGAGCCCAGUGUAACGGGAAAACAGGAACAGGCUGGAGAAAUGAGCAAACAGGACGAACUAGAAGUGGAGAGGAUUAAACAGAACCUUAAAAGAAUGAGGAAUUUUAAAGUCUAA
Molecule: messenger RNA, 1863 nt
Organism: Theileria equi strain WA
Lineage: Eukaryota; Apicomplexa; Aconoidasida; Piroplasmida; Theileriidae
Exons: 5
Coding region: 1-1863 (620 amino acids)
Source: RefSeq, a predicted model, not a curated record